Molecule: messenger RNA, 1277 nt
Organism: Panicum virgatum (switchgrass)
Lineage: Eukaryota; Viridiplantae; Streptophyta; Magnoliopsida; Poales; Poaceae
Exons: 1
Coding region: 86-772 (228 amino acids)
Source: RefSeq, a predicted model, not a curated record
CAUACAAAGCAAACAGUGCGCAGCAAUCCGACCAUCUUCGAUUCGCUUCACCAAGCAAGAGAUAGCAGAGAGAGAUUUGAUCCACAUGGCUCCAAGCAGAGAGGCGUGCGCGGUCGCCAUGGCCAUGGCGGCGCCGUUCGUCGCGAUAGCGAGCAACGCCGGCAGCGCUAUCCCCACGGCCACAUGUAACAACGGCGAGAAGCGGCGCCGGACCUCGUCCGAUGCCCUCCAGCGCACCGUGUCCGACGUCUCCUACGAGCUCCACCACCACCAGCAGCACGGCGCCAAGGAGAAGGAGGCGACGGAGGCUGGGGAGAAGCCGCAGCAGCUGCUGCGCCCCGUCCCCGAGGUGGAGGACGUCAAGUGCGAGUGCUGCGGCAUGUCGGAGGAGUGCACUCCCGAGUACAUCCGCGGCGUGCGCCGCCGGUUCGCCGGGCGCUGGGUCUGCGGCCUGUGCGCGGAGGCCGUGCGCGAGGAGGCCGAGAAGAGCGGCGGCGCGCUGGAGGAGGCGCUCAGGGCGCACAUGGGCGUGUGCAAGCGCUUCAACGGCUUCGGCCGGACGCACCCGGUGCUGCACCAGGCGGAGGCCAUGCGCGAGAUCCUCAGGCGGCGGGCCAAGCUCGGACCCAGGUCCAGGUCCAGCAUCAACCCCAGGGAGGUCAGGGACGUCGCCGCGGCGAAGGCCGGCGGCGCCGGCAUCGCUCGCUGCUCCAGCUGCAUGCCCUUGAUCACCGACGAGGUCAACGGCCGGGUGUCUACCAACAGGAACUGAUUCGCGCGGUUGGUCGAUGAUUAGUUUUGAGCAUGCAACGUUUGAGUAGCUUGCUUGAUGCUUCAUUAGCAUUUCCUUUUUAGGCUAGAAGGUGCACGCAUGUUUACAUGCCAUGGCGGCUGUUUUUUUGCUGCACUUGCUUCUAGCUUGAGCAGUAGUGCUGUAGUCUAGUCAUGCUUAGUCUGGUUUGCUCAUGCAACCUCGUCCGGUUGCAUGGAGACUAUCGAGGGUAUUUCAGGGACUCAGGGUGCUCUUCCAGCUGACUUGUCAAUGGAUGGACAUCCUCUAUGCCCUAUGGUAGCGUCAGUUUGUUUUUGGACGGGGCUUUGCUUGGCACUCUUGCGGUGUAUUUGCAUCACACCCUGGGAGGGUUUGAAGCCCUGUCUUUGGUCAAUUCCAGCCUCAAUUUUAUUUGGGCAUGAUGUAACGAAGGAUAGUACUCCUGAGUCCUGACCUUCAAAUCUAUAAAUAAAUGUAAUGAUGUGUGGAUAUCGUUGUGUGCUAA